This is a messenger RNA of Amyelois transitella, 708 nucleotides long. RefSeq lists its product as uncharacterized. The record is from RefSeq and is a predicted model, not a curated record. Bases 1 to 708 code for a protein of 235 amino acids. The transcript has a single exon. Lineage: Eukaryota; Metazoa; Arthropoda; Insecta; Lepidoptera; Pyralidae.
AUGAUAUCCUCUGUGAAUGAACAAAACAAUAAGUUUUCUGCUCUACAAACAUCCAUAGAGGAAAUCAAACAACAAAAUAGAGAUAUUCAAAAAGCCAUGGAAUUCAUGUCAGAAAAAUAUGAAGAAAUUAAGAGCAGACUGGAUAAGAGUGAACAAGAAAGAGAUGAGGCACUGAUUCACGUAAGCGAGCUAGAAAGUAGAGUAGACCAGCUCGAACGGGCGGCUCGCAACACUAGCAUUGAGAUAAGGAAUAUUCCGAGCGUAAAACCUGAAACGAAAGAGGAUUUAAUACACAUAGUAAAGAACAUCGCUUCCGCAACCAACACUACCGUCACUGAUCACGACAUAAAAGAUAUCUUUCGUUAUCCCUCGAAGACCUCGGCCAAAAUGCCAAUUGUUGUGGACUUCUGCUCGGUGCUGAGGAAGGACACAGUUCUUAAUGCGGUGAAAAAAUUCAGGUCAUCCAAUAAAUCCAACCUGACUUCUGACAAAAUCAAAGUCAGCGGGCCAAGUCAGCCCGUCUACAUUUCAGAAAGCCUAACAGCUCGCACCAAAAGAACUUACGCCCUUGCACGGAAAUUUGCCAGCGAAAAUAAUUUCAAGUUCUGUUGGACCUCCCAUGGACAAGUUUACAUGCGGAAGGAAGAAGGCUCAAGAGCUAUCCGGCUGGACGGCGAAGGCGAUAUUAAUAGAUUGUUAAAUAAAUGA